Diabrotica virgifera virgifera (western corn rootworm) is the source of this 3715-nucleotide messenger RNA. RefSeq names its product beta-1,3-glucan-binding protein-like. The transcript is spliced from 8 exons. Gene Ontology annotation, molecular function: hydrolase activity, hydrolyzing O-glycosyl compounds; carbohydrate binding. Bases 219 to 1718 code for a protein of 499 amino acids. The record is from RefSeq and is a predicted model, not a curated record. Gene Ontology annotation, biological process: carbohydrate metabolic process. NCBI's taxonomy places the organism in Eukaryota, Metazoa, Arthropoda, Insecta, Coleoptera, Chrysomelidae.
AAAAUUUUGAUACUUAACUGUUAAUUGAGACUUGUUUAGAUAUUAAAUUUGUAAUUAAAUGACUGGCUUUGACAUGGGAAUCAAAACCAGUUUCACAUUCUUUGUCAAGUAGAAGUCUGGAGGAAAAUUAUUAUUGUUAAACAUCUCUUACUGUCAUCAGUCCGUGUUUUGGUUUGUGAUAUUAUUAAUGCAGUUACUGAGUCUUCAAGCCAUAAAGGAUGUAUUAUUUUAUUUUAAUUCUUUGCCACGUCGCUUUUGUUUUUGCUCAAUAUGAAGUGCCUGCAGCAACAGUGGAAGUAUAUCAUCCUAAGGGAUUUUCAGUAUCAAUUCCAGAUGAAGACGGGAUCAAACUGUUCUCUUUCCAUGGUAAUAUUAAUCAGGAAAUGGACGGCAGGGAAGCAGGAACUUUUUCGAGAGAUAUUCUUCGGCCUGUCAAUGGUAUGUGGACAUUUAGUGACAGAUCAACAAAGUUAAGAGUGGGCGAUAAGAUAUAUUAUUGGACAUACGUGGAAUAUGGUGAUGAAAAUGAAAAAAGAGGUUAUCCUAAAGACGACCAAGUGUUUACAGUUACAAACUUGAUUAAAAAACCACCAGGUAGAGAUAAAAAUAAAGACACCGGUGAGAGCAGACCUAGCGUUAUCACUGAACCUACGACAACGACGACAACGACAACUACAACAACUACUACGACACCCAGUCCACCAACAGUUCCUAAUGUUAAUAUUUGCGAUCCAUCUGUGACUGUUAUUAAUAAUGGACAAAACACAUGCAAAGGAAAACUAAUAUUUUCUGAAUCAUUUAAUACAAAAAUCAAAAGCACAUCUUGGACCUUCGAAAAUAAGUUUGCUGGACUGCCAGAUUACGAAUUCGUAUUAUACACUAACAGACCCGAAGUGGCCUUUAUACAAGAUAAAGCCUUAGUUAUUAAACCAGCACUGAUGGACAAUGUUUAUGGGCCUAAUUUUGUUGAACAGCCCUUAGAUUUAGGAACCAGUUGUACUGGAGCAUUAGGUACUCUAGAUUGUCAUAUAAGACCAGAUGCUGGAUUUAUUUUACCACCAAUAAUAUCGGCCAAGAUAACAACGAAAGGAAAAUUUUCCUUUAAAUAUGGAAAAAUUGAGAUCAGAGCUAAAUUGCCCAAAGGAGAUUGGUUAUAUCCAAUAUUAACUAUAAAUCCCGUGAAGGACGAAUACGGUCCUGGAUAUGACUCUGGUCAAAUCACAAUAGCUUUUUGUCCAGGAAAUGCUGUCUUAAGUCAUAACGUAUAUGGUGGAAUAGUGAUUAGUGGGUCUCCUGUAGGUAGAAAGUAUGGACUCAAAUCUAUAUCUAGAAGUUCUCCAUGGUAUAGUUCGUAUUACAGAUAUGCAGUCACUUGGAAUGAAGAUGGCAUAAGUUUAUCGGUUAAUGACAGGAUUUAUGGAACAAUUUCUCCUCCAUCCGGUGGAUUCUCGACGUUGGCAAAGGCUUUAAAUAUCAAGAAUGCCGAUCGAUGGAAGACUGGAUCGUUAUUUGCUCCUUUCGAUAAAGAAAUGUAUAUAUCAGUGGGUGUUGGAGCAGGUGGAUUAAAUUUUGAAGAUAAAACCGACGGAUCCAAACCGUGGAGAAACUAUGAACGUUUAAGUUUCAAAAAAUUUUAUCAGGCACAACAAAACUGGAGUAGUACGUGGGAUGAAGACAGUCGACUAUCCGUUACAUCUAUUAAAGUAUGGGCAUUAUAAUCGGUUAAUUGUUGGGAACAAAGAUGAGACAAAAUUUGAUGCUUGAUAAAACUUUUUUUGGUGAUUUUGAAAAAGAUGAUUUUGAUAAGCAAUUCAUUCGCAAUUAUAUUAAAUUGCUAUUUGUCCGAUCAGGGAACAAAAAAUUUUACGAAAACCUCCAAAAAAAUAAAGGAAGGAUGAAAAUUUGGAAAUAGGUAGUUGAAAUUGUCUAUUAUUAUAUAAGAAAAAGUUUACAAUUCUACAUCCCCUCCAUUUUACAAAACUUGGGAAAUAGGGGGUGAAAAAUAUUUUCUCAUGAGUGAAAAAAUAUACGUUCAAAAUAGGCCCGGAAUUGGAUGAAAUGACUAGUUCUAAGCAACUUUUGUUCUAUAGAGUUUUUUCACUAAGUCAAUACUUUUCGAGUUAUUUGCGAGUGAAUAAUAUGUUCAUUUUUAACGAAAAAAAAAAAACAUGUUUAUGGACGGUUUUUCGCAGAUAACUCAAAAAGUAAGUACUCCAGCGAAAAAAAUAUGCUUAAUAAAAAUAUAGCUUAUAAAAAAUUGAAAAAAAUGGUGUACGCGUGAGGUCUGCAGACCCAGUAUAAGCAGAGUUGUAGCUAAUGAAAAGUAGGUUUUUCUUCGUCAAAUUCCAAAUCGAAUAUUUCAAUGUGAAAUAACCUAAAAAACAGAGCACUUUUCGGGGAAAAUUCAUUACAACUUUUUUAAAGUGUUUAAAAAAAGGUUUAUUUUUGUUUUUUAAAAAAAUUUCCAACAUUAAAAAUAAGUGAGUUACGCUCAAAAUAUUUUUGGUCCCUUUUAUUUUUUGGUACAAAAAUCGCGAAAAUCACCCCCUAAUUAGCUUCCCAAAUAAAAUUAAUCUUAACCGCUUCACAAGUUACUUUACUUAUUUAUUGUUUAUAUUAUCUAUAAGUUUCAUUGGUUCAAACAGCUCAGUUUUGAAAAAAAUUGGGUUUAAAAUUAAACAUUUUUUUUUAAUUUUGAAAAAAAAAAUAUGGAAUUGUUUAUGGAAUUAACUUAAAAAUUAUUAGUAAUACCAAAAAUCUUAAAGAGUAAUAAAAUGUACGUUUUGCUUUUCUGAAUAUUUUUCCUUUUUUGUCUUCUUUUUAUACUAAAAUUGAUUAUGCUAUUGUUCAAAAUUUGCCUAAACUCGUGAUUAGUUACUUGUUCAAGCCAUUUUAACUACAGCUUUUUCAAAAAUAAGCACUUUGAACCGAUGAAACUUACAAAUCAUAUAAAUAAUACAUAAGCAUAGUAACUUGUGAAGUGGUAAUGAUAAAAUUUAUUUGUGAUGCUAACUAGGGGGUGAUUUUCGCGAUAUUUUUACCAAAAAAUAAAAGGGACCAACAAUAUUUUGAGCGUAACUCACUUAUUUUAAUGUUACAAGUUUUUUUAAAAAACAAAAAUAAUCCUUUUUUUAAACACUUUAAAAAAGUUGAAAUGAAUUUCCCCAAAAAGUGCUCCGUUUUUGGGUUAUUUCACAUUGAAAUAUUCGAUUUGGAAUUUUAUGAAGAAGAACCUACUUUUAUUAGCUACAACUCUGCUUCUACUGGGUCUUCAGACCUCAAGCAUACACCAUUUUUUUUCAGUUUUUUAUGAGCUAUAUUUUUGCUAAGAAUAUUUUUUUCGCUGAAAUACUUACUUUUUGAACAUAUUCACUUGCAAAUAACUCGAAAAGUAUUGACUUAAAAAAACUCUAUAGAACAAAAGUUGGGUAGAAUUAGUCAUUUUUUCCAAUUCCGGACUUAUUUUGAAUGUAUAUUUUUUACCUUCGAGAGGGGGGUAUUCCCCUCUAUUUUUGAAAAAUGGAGGGGAUGUAGAAUUGUAAACUUUUUCUUAUAUAAUAAUAGACAAUUUCAACUACCUAUUUCCAAAUUUUCAUCCUUCCUUUAUUUUUUUUGGGGUCAGAUUUUUCUUUGAUCCAAUAAUAUGCUUUUAUGAUAUAUGUAGGUACAUAUGCUUUGAUAAUAAAACAAGAAAAUAAAAAGUUGUAUAAUGAGA